AUGGCCAUCCCGAUCCCGCCCGUGCCAAGCUGCCGUAUCUACGCGGUCAGCCGGACCUGCGGACUCGGCGGGCCCUACGGUCCCGUCGCUGAUCCCUCGCCGGUGCUCAAGGAGAGGUGCUGCCAGGAGCUCGCCGCAGUGCCGUCGCGGUGCCGGUGCGACGCUCUGUACUACAUGAUGGACACCGAGUUCGGCCGCCUGCAGGAUUUCAGGGGCUGCACCAGGGAGAUGCAGAGGGACUUGGCUCGCCGCCUGACGAGGGCGGAGGAGUGCAACCUGCCGACGGUCGACGGCGGCAUGUGCCACUCGCUCGCUAGCUCUAGGCCCGGCAUAUAUAGAAUUACUUUCCACAAACUGACCAUGAAAGCGCCGUCGUCUCAUGUGUAG
This is a messenger RNA of Sorghum bicolor (sorghum), 387 nucleotides long. RefSeq names its product alpha-amylase inhibitor 4-like. The record is from RefSeq and is a predicted model, not a curated record. The coding region runs from base 1 to 387 and encodes 128 amino acids. Lineage: Eukaryota; Viridiplantae; Streptophyta; Magnoliopsida; Poales; Poaceae. Gene Ontology annotation, molecular function: serine-type endopeptidase inhibitor activity. The transcript has a single exon.